Messenger RNA from Trifolium pratense (red clover), 871 nucleotides. Its product is annotated as psbP domain-containing protein 2, chloroplastic. Lineage: Eukaryota; Viridiplantae; Streptophyta; Magnoliopsida; Fabales; Fabaceae. Gene Ontology annotation, molecular function: calcium ion binding. Gene Ontology annotation, biological process: photosynthesis. Gene Ontology annotation, cellular component: photosystem II oxygen evolving complex; extrinsic component of membrane; photosystem II. The record is from RefSeq and is a predicted model, not a curated record. The transcript is spliced from 3 exons. Bases 127 to 837 code for a protein of 236 amino acids.
UCCCAUUUUAUUCCAUCUAAUGAUAUCGUGGAAGAAGUGAAGGUGGAAGUGAGGAAAAUAUGGAUAACGAAUAUACGAACAGCCACCCACCAACGUUGUCAACUCCACAAACCUCAAAGCUCUAAAAUGUCUUUAAAAAGUUUGUCUACCCUUUCACCUAACACCUUCUUCCACAAACUAAUCCACACUUGUUCUUCCCCAAUUUCAAUCCCCACAUCAACUUCAUCUAUCUGUAUUCACCAUUCCCACAAACAAAACCCAUGUCUUAGUAAGAGAAACCUCAACUUUACCCUUCUCCUCACACCCUUUCUCUGGACUGUCUUCCCUAAUCCACUCUUGUUGGCUCAAGAAUUUAUAACAGAGCUUCAAAGCUAUACAGAUUCUAAGGAAGGUUUCACUCUUCUUACACCUUCUUCUUGGACUAAGGUUGAUAAAGCUGGUGCUACAGCGUUGUUUCAAGACCCAAAUAUGGGAAGUAACAAUAUUGGUGUUGUGGUCAACCCGGUUCGUCUUGUAACUCUUGGAGACUUUGGGACUCCUCAAUUUGUAGCUGAUAAGCUUUUACAAGUUGAAAGACGGAAGGAAAGUACAAAGGAAGCCAAGGUCAUUACAGUUGCAGAAAGAUCAGGGAAAGGAGGUUUGCAAGUUUAUGAAUUUGAAUACAAGGUUGACAGUACUCGCGGAGGGAUAAAGAGGAUCUUUUCUGCAGCAUUUGUGGCCUCAAAGAAGAUCUAUUUUCUAAAUAUUAUUCACUCUGAUAAUCCAGAGAGCCCUCUUGAUCCAAAUAAAAGAAUGAUGUUAGAGCAAGUUCUUCAUUCCUUUGAUUCAACUAUUUAAACUCUUGGAAUUAAAAUAUUUGUUCUUCAUCUGA